This is a messenger RNA of Guillardia theta CCMP2712, 751 nucleotides long. RefSeq lists its product as hypothetical. The transcript is spliced from 11 exons. The coding region runs from base 152 to 733 and encodes 193 amino acids. Lineage: Eukaryota; Cryptophyceae; Pyrenomonadales; Geminigeraceae. The record is from RefSeq and is a predicted model, not a curated record.
GUUCGAGAAGUUCUUUGCGAACCUCUUCGGCAAGAUCGGAGCCUCUCCCGAGCAGGUCGGCCUCAAACGUUUCGACCAGUCCAAGUUCCCCGAGCUGUACCCCGCGACCCUGACUGAGUUUGCGGCUCCUGUUGCCGCCGACGACGCCGACAUGCAGCAGUUUCGUCCCCUGCUGGCAAGAACCUCGUUGGAGAAGAGGGACCUCAAGCUCGUGUUCGAUGCGAACCGAGACGGUUGGACCCCAAGUGCCUUCCACCUCGCAGUUGACAAGCUCGGGCCGGGCGUCGUCCUGGCGCGGACAGAGCAGGGCGCAGUGGUUGGAGGAUACAACCCGAAGGGCUGGGUCGGGUACGGCGAGUACAGGGGCUCGAUCGCAGCGUUUCUCUUCUGCUGGCCGGACGGGGACACGUCCAGGCCCGCCAUCAAGCUGAGAAAGGUGGGAGGAGCCGGCUUGGCGUGCAUCGACGAUCCUGAGAGCGGCCCUCGCUUCGGCGCUGAUGGCUUCCACGUUCCGCUCGAGGCCCCCCGGUCGGAGGGAGAGGCGGGUCGGGAACGUUUAGCUCGGUGCAAGCUGGGACCUUACUACGAGAAACGACCGGAUGGCUCCAACACCAUCUUUACCAAGGCCGAGAAGGCAACAGCGACUCUCACUGACCUCAAGGUCUACGUCGGCAUCUACGAUGCAGACGAGGAGAUCCCGUACAACGACGCGCUUCCUUUCCAGCUGGAGUGAAUGAAACCGAACCGUUAU